UUAAAAAAUCGAAGCAGUGUCAUUGGUCGAUACAGAGACGUCAUUUCAAUCUUUUGACGGCGUUGCGCAUAUUGUAAUUUUUGACUCUCACUCAUCGUGGCUGCCAUGUUUUUUUUCAUGUGGGGUGUAUGUGUAUAGAAACUAUCAUGAUAAUUUCACCAUAUAAACUACUAAGGAAGUAAGGGGUGCACUAAGUGCGUCAUUCGUUAAUAGCUAGUGACAAUGAACAAAAUUUACUAAACGCGAAGACCGACUCGAGAGCAAACUACGAACCACUAGCAAAGAUUAGGCCAAAGAAAUAAGGAUGUUUUAGUACGCUCGCAUUCUAAGGAUCGAUAUAAGCACACGGCCCCUGGCAAUUGAAAAAUGGACAUUCGAUUUUUGAGCAUUAUGAUUGUGUUUGAUAGCAGCAAAGAUUAUAUCGGGCAGGAUGCGUAAGCAUAAGAGAGGGAGCCAGGCCUACGCCUGCUGGCCUGCUACAUCCAGAGAACUGCACCUGAUUCCGCACUCCAUCUGAUACUUGCACACAAUACACAGAGGAUAUGCAGUGCCCAAUUGUUCAGGAAAGGGACCGUAACCGGGGAAAUGUUAAAAUGAAGACAUUUAACACUUUUAAGAAUUCUUAUAAAAAGGAGUCUAAUCUGGACAACAUUGUUGAUCAGCUGUGCACAAGACUUCAAGAUAUUAAAGAUCAAGAAAGCGCGUCGUUAAUAGGCAUGCCCACGUGUUCUUUGGAACAAACAGAGGCUGUGCGUCGAUAUUACGCUGCAUUCCCGGCUCUGAAGAAAGGACAAGAGUCGCCAUUGCAGUAUUAUUUGCCGCCACCGGCCUGGUGUCGUAAACAUACGCCCGAUACGAAGGUCAAGAUGCAAAGUGAACUCUCAAUGUCUAAAGAUUGGAAUUCCAAAAAUAAAAAAAAUUGUCCCGGUAAAGAACGUCGAAGCUCGUACCACGGUCAAAAAAAGAAUAAUAGAAGACGUUAUAACAGUUACACUAGAUCAUUUGAGAGCAAAGAAAAUCUCCCAGAGUGGAUGACACACGAAGGCGUUUGGGAUAUGGAAACUCAAGAUCCAGUUAAAGAGUUCAUUAGAGCGAUAGCAUUGGAUGAAGGUUAUGGUACUUGCGAGAACACGGUGACUGACGAUAUUAAAGAUAUAAACCAAGUAAAGUUCAGAUUUAAAGAAAACAUGGUGCCCAACUGGGAUGACAGCCUCGACUUCGAUGCCGAGUGGGUCAUCACAGAUGAUUUAAAUCCGCGGGUGAGGUCUCCGAUGGAGGAGGAGCUAUACGCGAAAUUCGAAGCUAAGUUCGAUAGGAGCAUCGAGGCGCUCUGGUCGAAAGACCAGAAUACUCCAGAUGACGAGUACCAGGACCUGCCGAUCGACUUUCAAGAUUUGCUGUCGUCACCAUCUGAUCAUCUCUUCGCCGAUCCGUCCGCCGAGAAGUGCAGCAUGAUCUCGCUUACCGAGAGCAUCUGGUCUAAUGACGUCGCCGACGUCCCGAGUGGCGACCGCGCCGACCGUGCCGACUCGCCCACCCUCAUCGCCGAGGGUCUCCACGACCGCUUCCGCCCGCUCAACAUCGAUGACGCGGAGCCGCCCUGCCCACGUGAGAUUGAGUCUUUCUCGCUUUACGACGGCGACGAGCUUUACGAUGCGCUCUCUACCGUCGCUAAGACGAUGCGCUCCUUCACCGCCAUUAACCACAGCCGUGAUCGCAGCGGCUUCGUCGAAGUGCCGCCACGGCGCCGCCGAGACGAGCCGCCAGCUGCGCCGCCGCCCCGCGCGCCACUUGUCACCCGCACGCCCGUCGAGCGCGAAGAUCUUCUCACCUCUGGGCGUACGCACUUUCGCCCCAUCCGUCGCGAGGUCGAUGCGGAACCGACUCGCUACGCCGACGGCGACACCUUUGACAUCCGCGGCGAUCUCGACCCCGUCGAGUUCCAACGCAGCGAGUCUGGCGGUGUUUACCUCGGCGAAUCGCUCGAGCGGUAUCUCGAGUACCGCGUUGCGCGCAGCAUCGACUACGGCCGUCUCAACCUGACCGCCGCUCAGCGUUGCCCGGAUCUCGACGACCCGGCCUUCCGGCUGCGCUUCCCGGUGCGCCAGAUCGACGCCGGCGUUCAAACCGAGCGCCGCGCCGACGCCGCCUGGGAAUGCGACGAGUGCGGUGGCUCCGCUAAGAAGAUGCGGCCGAGUGCGAUCCGCAGCAUCUGGAGCGAGUCGAACGCGUGUGAAUGUGGCGGCGCAUCGGGCGGGCCGGGCGGUGGGCCCGGAGAGCGAGCCGCCGCGCCGCCUCCCGACGAGCUGUCUCGCGAGUGGGAGGAGCUGCUGGAGGACAUCAGCGCGGCGCACCGGCUGUAUGCGAGCGAGGCGGGCGACGCGGGCGACGAGGCGGGCGUGGGCGCGGACCGCAAGCGGCGCCACAGCGCGGCGCUGCGCUGCGCGGCGGCGCCGUGCUCGCACCCGCACGCGCGCUUCCUGCACUGCUGCGCCACGGCGCUCGACCGCCCGCUCACGCGCUGACCGCCCGACCCCGAGCCCGAGGACCUACGUGCCGCCCGGUUAUUCGUUUGUCGGUCGUUGCUUUAGGUAUAGUUCCCCUUGAAGCGCGUAGCUUGUAGUGUGUAAAUUAGUUUAUGUGCGAGACCACCGUCAACUCGAUUUUUUCCUUUUCGAGGGUGACGCGAGAUUUGCCCGAUGUAAAGAAUAUUACCCGACUCGUGUAAGUGUUUGACUGACCAUCGUUUCUCUUGAAUGUAGACGAAUAUUUCGUUUACCUGUAGUGCCUUGUUCGUAAUGUUAAAAAUAAAUCGACUUAAAAUGACAAUUUUCCUCUGGAAAUGCUUCAGGCACUACGACCGACGAAUAGAAUAACUCGGUAGCGAAUCGUUGUCAGUAUCGUUUCGAAUAUGUUGGUAUCACUUUUACUUCGGGUGCAAAUUUAACGUUUAGCUAACUAUUUAGUUUUCAUGUGUUUGUGGCAUGUUAUGUGAGAAGAAGUCAUCUUAGCACAGUAUUUACAGGAAUAUCAUGUAGUAUAUAUAUUAAAUUCAAAAUAAUUAACUAAUAUACUGCGAUCUUUACAGGAAACGUAUUAUUGGCCUUAGAAACUGUAAAUUAUGAAAUCACAACUUCGAUAUGUGAAUAUUGUGUCAAGGUGGCCUUUAUCGAUUAUUUCUAUUAUUGAACGAUUAUAUUACGUUCGUUGUAUAUAUCGCCUAUCGAACUUGUUCAUAUACGAAAAAUUAAAGUAAUUAUAAUGUCUCUUCCUGUUAAUCAUGUCUCUGGUAACAGGAGUGGGGAUUCAAUAUAAAAUCGCACUAUUUCAAACUUAAAACGGCAUUAAAAGGACUUGAAUAUUUAUGUUUGAUGUUUCCAUUUUCAAGUCGCAUUAUGAUAAAAAUAGCAAUAAUAAUAGAUAAUUAACUUUACCGAAUGUUACGGUCGAGAAUCAAAAAGGCUUAAACUGCUAACAUAUCGUAUUAUUUCUAGGAGUUGAGGAAGACGAUAUAAUUGAUUGAUCAUGUUACUUUGUUUUCUUGUAGCGAUUUUAUAUUGAUGUAGUGAUACUCAAUGAAAUGCUGCUGCUUAUACAUUUUUGUCAUUUUAUGAAAUAACGAGAUUUCCUUGAAAAUGUUUUUUAUUGUUUAUCAUAGUUUUACCGAACUUAUUAUCUGUUGGCCUCUAUUAUUAUAUUAUGUUUUUUUUUUAAAUAUAUUUAUAUAAUUGUUUUGUUAAAAUUUUAAUAUAUACUUUAAAGCGAUAGCAUUUCAUUUUGAGUAUUAGGACGAUUCUAAUAUAAUUCUUACAAUAAUAUCGUCCCAAGUUGUUUAUACAAUUUGUUAAUGUAAAACUAGUUAUCAGGUAUAUUAUUUUUUGUUAGUAUUUUUCGUUUCAUUUUCUGACAAUCAAAAUUUCAUUAAAAAUGUUUAUGAUAGGAAAUUUAUUUGAUAUAAAAAAAUGAGGCAUGGAGAAAGAGCAUCUGGACGGUCAGUGUUGGGCACUCGGAUUAAACAUAAAAUUGACGAAGAAUAGCAUUAUAUAAAGUAUACCUAAAAUAAGCUGCAAAUGCUGCUUUUAUUUAUUGGAAGUGUCUAAUGCUGAUAUUGCUUUGGCAAAUGUCUGGGUGCUAUAUAUAUUAGUAUUCGUUAUUAAGAGGCAGUGGACGUUUUGUUUUAAUGGUUUGUCCAGUAUGUCUUAAGUUUUAUACGCGGCGAUUUUAUUGAGUAGCCGCAUAAUUAAUGGUAGGAUGGCAGAUAAGUGACAGUUGGAGGGUUGGGUAAGGAUUGAACUCACAUCUGCCUCUAGUAGUAAAGUGUCAAGUUUUUUUAUCAAGUUGGACAAUGUUUAACUUUUGGGCAAUUAUCGUGGCCCCUGAGUGCGUUAUAUGAAGAGAUGGGACGGUUUGUAAGAUGAUCUUCGAUAGUUAUAUUUACAGUGUCCCUGUUCAAUAUUUUUUAUCAUUUAUAAAUUUUUAUCAACUAAUUGAUAUAACUGUGAACUGUUCGCAUUAUUAGCAAAAUGUCAUUUCAUAUAAACAGUCUUGCAAAAUAAAUUUAAAAAAUAUUGAACAGUGGUAACAUUAAAUUGUAAUAUAAUUUACAGCUCCAAAUAUGGAUUGCAACAGUUCAUAUAGGCGUAACUGUUAUUAUAUAGUUUAUGUAAAGCAUAAGAAGUGUAUAUGUUAUAUUUUGUAAUUUUUAUUGGAGUCCUGGCGGUUUCCCCCUUGGGUUUAUCGCCUUUUAUAGAGUGCAAUUUUAUCUACAAUGUGUUUUUAUAAUUCACUGGUAACAUUGUGUCUCUGUAGAGGACUCUCACAUAUCAUUUAUUUAUUUCAUUUAAAGUAUUUCUUUAAUUAUUACAUUUUCAUUUAUUUCAUAACUGCUACUUUUUGUCGUGUUUAUGUAUAUAUUAUUCAUAUGUAUAUAUAUUUGUAUUAUUUCUGUAGUGUGACUUCUGUUUGUAAUAACUGAAAAUCAAAAAAUAAACAAAAAAAAUAUUAAAUGUCAUUGCAGAAAAUGCAUUGGUAUGACAAAUGUAUAUAUUUAAAUGUGAACUUAACUUUUAAGUCGUUUCUGUUUUAUAUAAUAUAUUUAUUGUUUUUGAUUUGUCGUGUCGCAUAUAUAUAAAAUAAAUGUUCUUAAUUUUCGAGUAACAACAUAUUCUCGACAUAUUUCAGACAUGGCAAAACUACUCUGUAUGACUUAUCAGAAUAGAAAUGAGUAAGUUUAUAUUUUUAAUCUCAUCAAACUAAUUAACUCACUUUAAUUUCAUUUUAUAUCAUUUAAUAUUAUAAAUCCAUCUAUGUUUUUAUUUUGUUCCGUCAUAGGUCAUAUUAUAUUGUACUUAUUCCAUUAUCGAUAUUUGCUAAAGAAUACUUGAAAAAAAAAAAACCUUCAGAAAAUCCAAAAAAAAAAAAUUGUAAUAAUUAUAGUCAAGUUCGCAUAUAAUAUUAUGUUCGAUUAGUUCUUAAUCUAAUGUAAUGUGCCUGUGCACUUGAUCUGUGUGUUAAUCCUUAACAUCUGGAUAUUAGUUGUAUUGUGACAACGCUAGUGUUGUUUUUAACAACUGACGGGCUGCGACGACCUUAGAUGGGGACAUAAAAACCAGGUUGUUGUAAGUCCAAAGUAAUAUGCAUCAAUAAAACUGUUGCAAUCAAAUGUAAUUUCCAAUAAGAGCUGGUUUACGUUGGGAAGUAUACUGGCGUGUACAUUUUAAUGGCACUAUUCAUAUUAGUGAAAUACGAAAAAUUAUCGACUCGGACACAUUAAACGGAAGUCCUACCACGAUGUAUACGAUUUAACUGCGUAGUGACGAGUCAACUAUCAACAAAAUUUGACCCGAUAUAAAUGCCUACAGCAAGAGUCAGCGUUAAGCUCUAAUACGAACCAGCUCUUAAUACGAUAGACAACAAUAGUUUUAUUGAUUGUAUAUUGAUGUCGCCUCUAGGUUCGCUUGUAACAAUUUCAGAUUAAGUAUGAACGGAAAAUAUUAUAUAUGUACUAAAAUCACUGAUGAUUUUUAUAAAUACAGAAAAUAUACUACGUCUAUAUUAAAUAACUUCUUAUACGGAACCCUGAGCAUUUUCCGAUAUUUGUAUUUAUAAAAAACAUUAGGAAGAUAGUGCACUGUUUACGGUUAGGAAAUUGAACAAUAGAGAGAAGAAUAGAGGCGAUCUUAGUUUUAGUCCCCUAAGUUAUUUCACACUAAAAACCACGAUAUAACACUUAGUGGUGAAUGAGCUUUUUGGUCAAUAUGUAUUUAUAAUUCGAUUUGUAAAAUUUCACUUCAAUAAUUACUUUCUAAUAUCGAGAUGAGAGCAGUAAGUUUUUCUAUUCUACAUUUUUGAGACACGUCGCUAAUCACCACACGUUUAAAAAUAUUUUUUCAUUCAAAAAAUAUAAAAAUAUAUGUAGAGAUAUUUCUAAAGACUAAACCUUGCUUUGCUCUCGUCUCAAGAUAAACAUUGAACAAGUCGGCUUGUAACCGAUCGCCGAUGAUAGCCUUGGUUACAGGCAUGUUUGUUAUUGUUCAUCUCAAUAUAUUAUUUCUUUUAUUUCCAAAAAUCUGUUAUUCAUUAGACAAAAGUAUCUUGUAAGCCGGAGUAGUAGCAGUACUUAAGGGAUUUCACAUUUUUAUUAUUUAGUGCCAAAAGAGACAGAUACAAUUAAAAUAAUAUUAUUUUCCACUGUACACAUGCAAAUAACACUAACGUAAGUGCAUUUUUUGUAAUAACUAUAUUUCUGUAAACAGAAGUCACUUCGAAUGUAAUACUACGCGUAUUUUGGCACUAAUUGUUUUGUUCUAAAUGUUAUGUAGACUAUUUAGGCUAGACGUUAAAUUUAUGAAAUGGAAUUUUAAAAUAAUACAACCUUACUAAAUCAAUUAGAAGUGGUUAUCCCUGAAAAUAGUUACCAUUUUCGUUUACGUUAGGUUGUGCUCACUACUCUGGUACUUGCCACCUUUGGGAAGAUAAUAAAAAUAAACAAAUCAA
Molecule: messenger RNA, 6996 nt
Organism: Nymphalis io (European peacock)
Lineage: Eukaryota; Metazoa; Arthropoda; Insecta; Lepidoptera; Nymphalidae
Exons: 4
Coding region: 543-2525 (660 amino acids)
Source: RefSeq, a predicted model, not a curated record